Molecule: messenger RNA, 4850 nt
Organism: Scophthalmus maximus (turbot)
Lineage: Eukaryota; Metazoa; Chordata; Actinopteri; Pleuronectiformes; Scophthalmidae
Gene: xxylt1
Product: xyloside xylosyltransferase 1
Exons: 5
Coding region: 553-1767 (404 amino acids)
Molecular function (GO): UDP-xylosyltransferase activity
Source: RefSeq, a predicted model, not a curated record
AAGACUGUGUCACCGGGUCAUGUUGCUAGGCUGCUAGCUGCUGCAGUGAGCAACAGGCACUGCUGCCUCUCUACCUGUUUAAAUCGUCUAUUUGUUCAAACACCAGGGUAUUUUCGGUUUGUACAUGGACGUCUUUAUUUAAUUUUCGUGACAACUGAACAGUGUUUGUUCCGGUGCAGAUAUUGCGUCGGAGGGCAACUCGACGACCUGCAUCUGGGCGCAAAGUCGCUGCUCGCUAGUGUAGCGUGUGUGCGUGUGUGCGCGUGCGUGUGUGUGUGUCACUGCGGUUAUGACCUUAUGUGGACGGUAACGGUGCCGUUAACUGUCAGUCAGACGUUAACUAAUGUAGCAUUGUUUCGUGAACUCCAGGAUCCAGACACCCGGAGGGGGAAUCUAAUCCCCGGAUCAGCUGUCAGGAUGAGACUGCACAGAGCCGCAGCAUGACACAGGAAAAUGUCGGCAACCUAUGAAAAUAACCAUGAACCUGACGGACACAAAGUUUUGAAUGUCUUCUCAUUUACUCCCCCACUCUCAUGAGGCCAACGGGAAGAUAUGGGUAUCCUCAGACUGGCAGCCAGAAUCAUGGGUAGGAUCAGUACAUUCCGGUCCUAUCAGUUCGUGCUUCUCUUGGCUGCCGCACUUGCCGUCGUAGCUUUUUACUACUUUGGCUCGGAGAAGCAGAACUUCUCCAGCACCACCAAGAGGAUCAAGCAGACCCAGGCCAGCCACAACACCAACAGAAACGAUGCCGACCUGACCGUGGACACCAGGCUCUCUCAAAUGGCUGGCUCCGAGGAACAAGGAGGGGAAGGCCGAGAUGCAGGAGGAGAGAGCGAGGCUUUCGGCUCAAAGAGAGGGGCCAGUGAAGCUACUGACCAACAAUACCACGCACUCAUGAUGUUCACCAAGGUGGACAAGAGCCGGAGCCUGCAGGACAAGUUCCGGGUGGCCAUGUUGUCCAUGGUGAAGCAUGGACGCUUUCUGGAGGGGGAGGUGUUGGUGCUCCAUUUUGUGAGCGACCAGGCCAGCCAAGAACUGGGGGAGCGGAUGCUACGCGGAUUUCUCCUUGAUGCAACAUUUAAGUACGAGGUGUUGUUUCAUGACGUGGUGGAGCUCACACAGAAGCUCUUCCCCAUCGUGGAGGCCAUGCAGAAGCACUUCAGUGCAGGCUCUGGAGCUUACUACAGUGAUGCCAUCUUCUUCCUGUCUGUAGCCAUGCAUCACAUCAUGCCUGAAAGUCUGAUGCGCAUAGUGCAGCUGGACCUGGAUCUGAAAUACCGGACUAACAUCAGAGACCUCUUCCAAGAAUUUGACCGGUUUCCUCCCGGAGCGGUAAUAGGCAUCACCAGAGAGAUGCAGCCGGUCUACAGACAUACUUUCUGGCAGUAUCGUAAGGAGAACGCUCAGACCAGAGUAGGCGAACCUCCUCCUGACGGCCUCCCGGGCUUCAACAGCGGAGUGAUGUUAUUGGACCUGGGAGCAAUGAGGGCCUCCGCUCUCUACAACCAACUCUUGGAGCCCAGUAACGUGGCCAAAUUGGCCGACCAGUACCGCUUCAGGGGCCACCUCGGCGACCAGGACUUCUUCACCAUGAUUGGCAUGGAGCAUCCGGAGCUGUUUUAUUCCCUGGCCUGUGGCUGGAACAGACAGCUGUGCACCUGGUGGAGGGACCACGGAUACGGAGACGUGUUUCAGCUGUAUUAUCGUUGUAAAGGACCUGUUUAUAUCUACCAUGGUAACUGUAACUCUCCUAUACCCGAUGACUGAGCAAUGUGCUGUGACACUGGAAUGAAGGAGCCAAUGACAUCUACAAUGAACUCUGAACGAAUAGUGUUUUUCCUGCACGUUUGGAGUAAAUAUUGUGACUUUUAUGGCAGUUUUCCUUUCUUGACCGUGCACAUGUGGUCACAGACUCUGCCUCCUGCUGGUCAAGGAGCUGGUAAAGGGCCCCCGCACACUUACUUCAAGCAAUCCACCUGUGUUAUUUUAGAACAAGGCUACAUCCACACUACUAUGUUUUAGUUUUUAAACACAUCGCUGCUGCUAUGUUUACACCACACUACUUUGGAGUUGUUGUGCGCCUAGAUCAGAGAAGUUUUGAAAUGCUGUUGGACCCGUUUAAGUUUGAAAACUUUGGCUGUGUUGUCGUAUGGACAGGGAAAAACUGAUGAAGCAAUCACCUGCAUUUGUGUCCUGAUUGGUUCUUAUCAGUGUGAACUCUGUGAUCAUUGGUCAAGGCAGAACGUUGUUAACACUUACUGUCAGUAACAGUUCCACCUUGCGUCUGUCCGAGAAAUUUCCCGUCUUUCAACAUCAUUGUUUCUCCUCAUAAGUAUUUUGCUUAACUGAACGGCCAACUGCUGAGAUUACUUCUGAUACAGAGCUGAAACUGUCUGGACGCUGAUCAUUGUAGUUUUAAAAAAGCUUUUCAAAAUGAAAAUGUAGUAGUAUGGAUGUAGCCUAAGAAACAGCUUUGAGUUAAAGCAAUGCAAAAGGCUGCAUUCAUUAUUUCUUAGGUACAAAUCUGAUGAAAUGUGAGCAUUGAAGUUAAGUUUGACUGAGUAACGGAUCCAUUGAUUGGAAUUCUUAUCAGACACCUUAACACUAAAGAUGGGUUUAACAUUAUCAGGAAGGAUUUUACUGUCCUUGAAAACUAUCACACUGGCAAUCAUUUCAUUUUUUGUUAACAGGAACGUAAAGCAUAUCCUUGACCGACCAAUGGUUCAUGUUGCUGGAUGAUGUUUUAUUUCAUUCAAGGUUUUUGCUCGAGCGAACCUCGUUGGCAGCACCGAUGUCUGUGUUGUCCUUGUUCAAAUGAAUGUGGGGGCUUAUGUCUGUUUGAACGUUUGAGGACGUUACCUUGGGCUCUAGAAAAUGUUUCAAUCUUUUCUGACAUACAGUAUUGUAGACCAGACUCAUCACUAAAUACAGAAAAUAAUCAGAGCACUAAUCGGUUAAUCAAUGAUGAGGUUAAUUGAUAGUUGUCGCCCUAACUGAUAACUAAUGUUGAAAUAUCUGUGUGAAAUAGAGUCAGCAAAUGUGUUCAUUUCCUAAAACUAAAGACCUGUAUUUUUUUUCCAUUUUCCUCGUAUGUGGCCAGAAUUCGGUGUCACCCAAUCUUCCUGCCAACACCACAUCAGGUGAGGGCUGAUCGGGUGCCGUUUACUUUCCAUCUCUGGGGUCGUGAAAGAAAGGGAGGGGUGUGUUUAACACCAGAUGACUCCAUAUUUUAGGAGUCAUGUGGGCGCAAGGCACAUCAAACUGCCACAGUUCCUUUCAAGCACAUCUUUCUGCGGGUUGAAAGAGAUAAUGGUCAACAAUGAUGUGACUGAUGGCUGUUGUUAGUGCUCUGCAUUUUGCACUUCAGCCGAGGCCAAACAAACCCAAUUUGGCCAAACACACGUUUCAGAGGGGAGCGUGUUUGCCCAACUGUGCUCACUGAAUAAACAGUCGUGUUCAAAGACGCGUCAUCGCUCAAUAUUCAGUCUGGAAAAUGUCUGAGGUGAAGCUGCUGAAUGUCCUGUGCCACGAGUGGAGUCGAAGAGGGCCUACGGAAGACACUCGAAAAUAUAAUUUUUUUCCAAAUCAGUUAGCUUCAUUUGAAUUCACCCUGAAGCUUAUCCGAUUUUUUUUCUCCCUCUUUCAGAAUGUUCUUCACCAUAGCUCUAAAACAAAUUGAUGGCGAAAGAGAAGCACAUGUUUAGACUAAAUACUGGAAACAAAUUUGAAUCCUCAAUUUUUUUGACUGCAUUUUACAACUUCAAAACACAUGCUUUAUCACCAAGGGUUUGGUUGACUAGACAACGGUUGCAUUUAUUUCACUGGCUUUAAUAUGAAAUGUGCUUUGUUUUACUUAUGAUUUUUGUACGUUUUAGCCCAUUACUAAAUUAAAUUACAUUUUGAUAUAUUCCCGACUCUAGGCCUCAAUUGGCCUCCAUUCGUUUCACUUAAUAUUCGCAAACGAGUGCAUUUGUCCCAUCUCUCUCUUUGGAUCCAACGAUUAGAAGGCUGCUUUCAGUGUUAACAAUAACUUCCUAAUUCUUUUCCCCUAACUCAAUGAUAUGAUAUAUUUUUAUGUUGUUUUAAGGAAAAUGAAGAGAAACAAAAAGUAAUUCUUUGUUUUUGUUCCAGUUAUUUAACGGUUCACCUUUGUAAAUAAUAUUUAUUUUUCCGUCUGUGUGGGAGAGAGAGUUGACAACAGUCAUCCUCGUGAAAAACAGGAUGCCUUAAGUCACUUAAGGGUUCGAACGAGAUGUGGCAACCUGUGGCUGUGUUCGUGUUUGUCUGCUACAAGCUAGACACGACCUGUUUCUGUCACUCAAACAGGGAGCAAAGGCUUCGUAGAUGGAAAAAAACCUGCAUCAAUCAGACACCGAAUGUGCUGACAUUAAAAGAACCAGAGUGAAGAUCAAAAUUAACCACUGCGAUAUGAAAUGACUUCACUGACUUUCACAAAGAGCGAGCAGGGCGUUUUUGCCUGUAGCUUCUUCAGGGUCGCUUAUUUCAAUGUGCUGUGAUUGGUUUUGAUCAACACUGGCUCUGCAUGGGUCGUUUCUCUACAGUAAAAUAACCCAAUUUACAUCCAACAGUAAAAUGUAUCUCUUAUCAAGAUUUGCUUUAUUAUAAUGAUUUUUAUUGUUUCCUCCUAUUGAAAUCAGAUUCAUCUUUUUAAAGAAUCCUUAGACUCUUGUUGGUUUACGUAUCUGUGUUACAUUUACAUUCUUUCGAAUGACCUUUUCUUGCACAUUCAACGUGGACGGUAGAUUUGAACAAAUGCUGGUUAGUACAUUAUUAACUUUUCAUGAACAUAUUUAUCUGAUUAUUAAUAAAACAUGAGAAAUUUGCUGAGU